AAAGGUGGAGAGGGUGGAGAGAGAGAGUUCGACGCGCGCGACCGCCCCACAGUCGCAGUCACGUGACUAACCUGAAAGUCGCGUGGAAGUAGCCUCAUAGUCGCAGCGCUCACUCGACGAAGGGGAGCUAGGACUGGAGUAUUGCUUUGCUCCUCCCGAAGGAUAUUGUCAUUGUGAGACAAGUUUCUCGUUGCCGGCUGUCCCCAACUACAUGACUGCUACUUGAAACACUAGCCAUCAACCAUCGCCCUUGUCCAGUUGUGGAGGGUGUCCCUUUAUUUUCAAGAAGAAUGAAAAUGUCGACAGACUGUUCUAAUGUGGUACAGACAUCGGAAAUGGAAAGCAGCAAAGAGUAUCCUGAUUACUGCAGAACAAUUACCUUUACAGAUAACAACGGGAUUCUACGAGAACUUGUCUUUCCCAAAGCUCUUGAUCUUGACCGACCGAAGCGCGCACGUACGACCUUUUCUCGAGAGCAGCUGGAGCGGCUGGAAGCAGAGUUCAACCUCAACCAGUAUCUGGUCGGCAGAGAGCGUUCACAGUUAGCGCUCGACCUCGGGCUCUCCGAGACACAGGUGAAAGUGUGGUUCCAGAACCGCCGCACGAAACACAAGCGUGACAGAGAGCGCGAGGAGGAGAGGCGGCAGGUGGAGGCCGAGUCCCUUGCCACCAAAAGUCUGCUACAGAUACUCCAACCCACGCAAGACUCACCAACGGUGUGCACCAACGGACCCUCCGUGCAGGGACUCAUGCGUGUGUCUGCAGGUAGCGUUGCGGCCUUGGCACCUGUGGCGCGUGGCUCUUUGCUGGGAGCGCAGACGGGGUCUGUGCGUGUCCACCAAGCUGCUGCUGCUGCAUGUCACACGCACGCUAGGCAUGUGGACUACAGGGUGCUCAACAUUGGAUCAGCUGGAUGCGGGAUAGACCCGUACUUCCAAUGCCAGCCCCAGUACUGCCAAAUGCCCCAUGUGCGGGUGCCUGCGCCUAGCGUUCGUUAUCAGAUGUAUCCGUACAUGUCACAUGGCAUGACAUGAUGAGUAAAUGUGCGGGGUUCAGAUUGAUUCUUCGUCAUCGUUUUCGACUCCUUUUGUUUUCUUUCCUUAUAUUCUUGGUUUGUAAGAGCUUUUCUGUUCAUUUUUUUCUGUUUAAUAUUUUUUUAACUUUCCUGCUGUCCUCUAGUAUAUUCAUUAGUUGUCCUCCAAUAGCACACAUUUUGUGAUUAGCAUUCCUAACAAAUUUCAGUUAGGAGCAGUUUCAGAUCAAAUAGGCACAGGUUGUAUACGGGAAAAAAACUAUUUUACCAAUGAACAUUUCAGUGGCAUUGGACAGUGUCAUUGCUGCAGGUUACAGUUAAAGGGAGGGUAUUCUUGAUUUUUGCUAAGCUCUUAAAGACCUAGGGAUUAGCUUCCCCUUAGUCUUAGAAUUUGUUUUAAGGAGUGCAUUUCCUAAACAUGCUUAUAAAUUAAUGUAAUUAAAUGUAAUUAAUUGCUGAUAAAUUAUGUUACUUUGUUGUACGUUAAUAUUGCAUGGUUUUUCGAGAAUAUUACGUUCACAAUCGUAAGAAAUUAUGUUGUUACUUGCGCAUGAAUGUCGGUCAGUCUGUGUUUUGAUUUUGUUUUUGUUUGUUUGUAAAGGGCUAUGAGCCAGUCCAUAGGACCAGAACAUAAAUUCGCUGUGUU
Molecule: messenger RNA, 1679 nt
Organism: Pomacea canaliculata
Lineage: Eukaryota; Metazoa; Mollusca; Gastropoda; Architaenioglossa; Ampullariidae
Product: ventral anterior homeobox 1-like
Exons: 4
Coding region: 291-1034 (247 amino acids)
Biological process (GO): neuron differentiation; central nervous system development; brain development
Molecular function (GO): DNA-binding transcription factor activity, RNA polymerase II-specific; DNA binding
Source: RefSeq, a predicted model, not a curated record